AUGGCCGACGGUGUCAUCAAGUCGAGCGGCCCUCGUCCGGCCUGCGAGCGCUGUCGCGGCCAGAAGCUGCGAUGUAUCUGGGAGACCAGCUCGCCGCAAUGUCGCCGCUGUGCCCGGGCUAAGGCCGUCUGCACCAUCCCACGAGCGCGUCCGAUGGGUCGUCCGCCGCGUCAGUGUCGCGACAAUUCGAGCUACUUUGGAUGCGAUGGCGAGCACCCGCCGUCGCUGGAGGACUCCAGACUGUGCAUGCAAUCGUCCGACGAGUCCAUGCCUCUGGACGGGCUGGCACCAUCUGCAUCUAUCGAGGGCCACAAGACGGCGGGACUGCCCUCCCCGGAUUCGUUGGGGUUUCUCAAUUACACUGCGCCGAUCGCGACCUUCGACGCUCCCAGUCGAUCCGACCAGGGCUUGUUCACGGCCCCGACGAUCGGCCCUGAUAUCGUGGCGGAUGGCUAG
This is a messenger RNA of Aspergillus affinis, 456 nucleotides long. RefSeq names its product Zn(II)2Cys6 transcription factor domain-containing protein. NCBI's taxonomy places the organism in Eukaryota, Fungi, Ascomycota, Eurotiomycetes, Eurotiales, Aspergillaceae. Gene Ontology annotation, biological process: regulation of DNA-templated transcription. The transcript has 2 exons. The record is from RefSeq and is a predicted model, not a curated record. Gene Ontology annotation, molecular function: DNA-binding transcription factor activity, RNA polymerase II-specific; zinc ion binding. Bases 1 to 456 code for a protein of 151 amino acids.